Molecule: messenger RNA, 2265 nt
Organism: Ochlerotatus camptorhynchus
Lineage: Eukaryota; Metazoa; Arthropoda; Insecta; Diptera; Culicidae
Product: G surface protein, allelic form 156-like
Exons: 6
Coding region: 51-2156 (701 amino acids)
Source: RefSeq, a predicted model, not a curated record
AGUGAUUGGAACGCUUAUUCCACUCCAGUAGUUACCUGAACAGGACAGCAAUGUCACCCAUGAAGCGAUUCGGUUUAUUGAUCGUCGUAAUUUUCCAACUUGCUGCGACAAUCGGAGCAACCCGGUGUGCUUCGUGCAGCUCAGCAGUCGACCCGAAAUGCUCUAAAGCCGGAUACGACGAUCAGACGAAGGAGUGCUACAACGUGAAUCCCUGUGCCGUUUCCAUCAUCACCGGUACGGGGCACACUUUCCGAGGAUGUUCCGCUGAUGCGGAAUGCUAUCAGAACGAACUGUGCGAUACAUGCGACGGUGAUGAUUGCAAUACGGGAACCUAUCCACCGGGUCGAAUGAGCUGCUUGACGUGUUCGUCCACGGGCGAGGCCGACUGUGAGCAGCUGUCGGACAUACAGCAAUUCAGUGCUGCUUGCAUGUUGCACUUCGAAGACGGAUCAUGUGUAACGGUUUUCAAGGAUUUCAAGCCGUUCGUUAGGGGAUGCUUAGGUGACAUGGACGCUGGGGUGAAGACAAUUUGCGAGAGUGGAUCUGCGGAGUGCGUUGUCUGCCGGGAGAACGACUGCAAUGCGGUGAAUGUAAGGCCGGACGAACAGUGUCUGCAGUGUGAUUCGCAAGAUCGGGGCUGCAACAACGGGAGUCACGUGGUCACUGCUUGUGGGAAAGUUUCCGACGGGAAAUGUUACUCGAAGAUGCAAAGCGAUGGCACCAUCAAGCGCGGUUGCUUGCAUGAACUUUCUGCGCAGGAGUUGGCAGCAUGUAAUUCCACCAGAUGUAUCGUUUGCUCUGGAUUAGGCUGUAAUAACGAUGUGUUUGUCACCCGAAACGGGUUUCGCUGUAAAACCUGUAACUCAGAAGCCAAGCCAGCCUGUGUCCGGGAUCCGUACACGGUUCUGGACAAGGUGUGUCCAGUUAACGAUACGACAUGCGCUACGGUGCUCAUAUCAGCAACUGGUCACCUCUUCCGUGGCUGUUCUAGUGAGGCGGAGUGCGUAGCUGAAGGCGAUGCGUGCAUCAAGUGCAACAAAUAUCAGAACUGCAACUUCUAUCGGUACCCGGAAGGUCGUCUGGAAUGCUACGUCUGUGAAACUAGCGCCAACCAGAACUGCGCUACGCUGCCCAUCAACAAGCAGUUCGAGAAAGAAUGCUUACGUCAUAUUCCGGGAGAUCAAUGCGUAACCGUCUUCGACGGCUUUCGCGUUAUUCGCCGGGAGUGUAAAUCUGGGUUGAAUCCUUCGGAUUUAGUCAAAUGUGAUUCGACAAGCGAUAAAGAAUGUGUGACUUGCACUGGAGUCGGAUGCAACAAGAUCAGGGUACGGAUGGAUGAUAGCUGCUUGCAGUGUUCUUCGAAUGAUGCACUGAAUUGUGCCAACGGACGGCGGGUGUCUACCGUUUGUAAGAAGUCUUCGGGUGGCGUUUGCUACAAUCGUUUGAACGUGGACGGAACUUUGCAACGGGGUUGUAUGUCGGACUUGAACGAAGAGGAGCAGAAGGUUUGCCAGGAUCUGAAUGAUCAAUCAUGCGAGACCUGCUCCGGCGUUGGAUGCAACAGUAACCUAUUCCCUGCCAAUGCCCUACAAUGUGUUCAGUGUGAUAGUGAAACGAACAUGGACUGUGUUCAGGAGCAAGCUGAGGGCGCCUUGGUGAAUCCCUGUACUCAUCAAAUCACCGGAGAUAGGUGCUACACUAGACUUCGCAACGACGGAUCCAUCGAGCGGGGUUGUCAAUCGUCUCUGCCUGUUCCGUGCAAUCCUCAGUUGAACAUGUCCUGCUCCGUUUGUGACGGAUCGGCCUGCAAUACCGAAGUGUUUCCCUGGGGAAGACGCUCGUGCUUUCAAUGUGACGGUCUGAGCGAUCUGACUUGUGGGUUGGAGCAAAAAAGAUCCGAGGAUGCAAAGGUUUGUGUUCGGUUUCAACCGCAGGACAAAUGCUACACUCUGCUGGAAAAUGGAAGAGUAAUGAGAGGAUGCUCGUCGGAGUUCCAAGUAGAUGUUUGCACAGGAUUUGAGAGAACUCAGUGCCAGACUUGUGCUACGGAUCAUUGCAACAAGGUCUCCGAGAUCGGUUUACGUGCAACGGGGUGGAGAAACCAAGCCAAUGUCUUAGCUGUGAUUAUGUUAAUAUUGUGCAUGUUAUUUCCGUAAGUAGGGAAAUGUUUUUUUAUGCUAAACUAUUUCAAUUUAUUUGAACUAUAAAUAAUUUUAUUCGACAAACAGUGUCAGAUUAAUUCUAGCAAAUAAUAACACUUCUCAC